This is a messenger RNA of Hibiscus syriacus, 865 nucleotides long. Its product is annotated as MFP1 attachment factor 1-like. Gene Ontology annotation, biological process: mitotic cell cycle; lateral root development. The transcript has a single exon. Lineage: Eukaryota; Viridiplantae; Streptophyta; Magnoliopsida; Malvales; Malvaceae. The record is from RefSeq and is a predicted model, not a curated record. The coding region runs from base 100 to 555 and encodes 151 amino acids.
UUUGUUUUCAUUUUUUAUUCGAUUAAAAAAAAACUCCUCCCAAACUCGAAAUCCCCCAUUUACUCUCCGGUCACUACCCUCACUCUCUAAGCAAAAGAAAUGGCCGAAACUGAAUCCACCAUCGCUCAAGACUCAGCCGCCGCCGCAGCGACGGAGCCUCAAGAUCAAGUAGACGACACCGCCGCCAAGCUCAAUAACCUUACGCUCCGAAUUUGGCCUCCCUCUCAACGAACCCGCGAUGCCGUUAUCAACCGCCUAGUCGAGACGUUGUCUUCCCAAUCUGUACUUUCCAAACGUUACGGAACAAUCCCUGAGGACGAGGCUUCCUCCUUGGCCAAGUCGAUUGAGGAGGAGGCUUAUUCAGUUGCUGGAGCAGAUUUCUCCCCCCACCAUGAUGGCAUUGAGAUCCUUCAGAUGUAUUCCAAGGAGAUCAGCAAGCUUAUGCUCGACACUGUCAAAUCUCGAGCUUCUUCCGCCGCCGCCGAUGCCCCGUCAGGUACGGAAGCUCCGACUGGAGAGCAGAUUUCUUCUUUAUCGGUUAAGGAAGAGGCUUGAAUCUUGAGGAUCCUUGUUUCUCUAUUUCUCUCUUUAGGGCUCUUGUUUACAUUUAUAAUUGGUAUUGCUAGGGUUUGUUGUUGUGAUCUCUUCGUAAGGCUAUGGAUAUUUCGAGAUGCUUAAUUGCUAUAAGACGAUAAUAAUAUCUUUAACUGUAAUACCCACUGUUUUUUAGGGUUUUCUGUAUUUUGUGAAAAUAUGCUUGAUCUUUGUGAGUUGUUUGGUUUUUGUUGCUCUAUUCAUUGCGACAAUGCAAAAUGCAGCAUAGAGGGUGCUAGAAUUUUCUUCAUUAAUGAUUUUUUCCCACCAA